UUGCGCGCAUAUUAAUCGGAAUAAUCUGCGUUGCUCACUUCCCCGGUUGGCCAAUCUAACCGUCGUUGCUCCGUACAGCUUCGCCUCGUUCUUCCGCCGUACACUCGCCGAUAAAUAUCUGAUUUUACCAAUCCUAUACUCUAUUCAAUUUGCCAAUACAAAGGAGCUUCAAAUGGCCAAGAAACCUGGCCCGAAACCUGGAUCAAAACCUAGUAAAUUGUCUGUGUACCUUUACAUUCCUAAUAUCAUAGGAUAUACCCGGGUUCUUUUAAACUGCUAUGCUUUCCAUGUAUGCUUUACAAACAAAAUAUUGUUCUCUAUUCUCUAUUUUUUCAGCUUCGUAUGUGAUGCUGUGGAUGGUUGGGCCGCUCGCAAAUUCAAUCAAGUGUCGACCUUCGGAGCUGUUCUGGACAUGGUUACAGACAGAAUUAGCACUGCUUGUCUACUUGUUGUUCUUUCCCAAGUUUACAAGCCUGGCUUAAUCUUCUUGUCCUUGCUAGCAUUAGAUAUUGCUAGCCACUGGCUGCAAAUGUACAGCACUUUCUUGAUGGGCAAGACUAGUCAUAAAGAUGUAAAAGACAGUAGUAACUGGCUUUUCAAGUUAUACUAUGGCAAUAGGAUGUUUAUGGCUUACUGUUGUGUCUCAUGCGAGGUUCUUUACUUAAUCCUUUUUUAUCUUUCGGAGAAUCAUACAGAGACAUUGAUGGACGUUUUAGCAACAAAUCUGCAAAAGAUAUCAAUAGUCUCUUUUCUAAUUGCAACAAGUUUAGUUGGAUGCACAAUCAAGCAGCUUACAAAUGUGAUUCAGCUGAAGACAGCAGCAGAUGCAUGUGUGCUUUAUGACAUCAACAAAAAACAGAAGCAAUGAUGUUUCAUCCAUGGACAUGAAUCUCUUGUCUUUGCCAUUUAUCAAGUAUUUAACCCUUGAUGGUAGUAUAAAUUAUUAUCUUAAAGGGCAAUUUUGUUUAAAUUGCCCAGUUUUUUUUUUUUUUUUAAUUUACAGAAAUAGAGAAGGGAUAAACUAGAGAAGCUGUCAGGCUGUAGGCAAUUCUCAUAACACGUGUUCAUUUCAUUUUUUUUUUUUAUAAAACUUGUUUUUGUGUCAUGGUUUGGACUUUGGAUACUGUUUUCUUCAAGCAUCUCUCACAAUUUCCUAUUACAGCGUGAUGCAAUGCAAGGCUCUCAGGUUUGAUAAAUAAAUAAAAAAAUUGGGACCCUUAAUAUCAA
Molecule: messenger RNA, 1227 nt
Organism: Arachis duranensis
Lineage: Eukaryota; Viridiplantae; Streptophyta; Magnoliopsida; Fabales; Fabaceae
Product: probable CDP-diacylglycerol--inositol 3-phosphatidyltransferase 2
Exons: 11
Coding region: 173-868 (231 amino acids)
Biological process (GO): phosphatidylinositol biosynthetic process
Cellular component (GO): membrane; Golgi apparatus
Molecular function (GO): CDP-diacylglycerol-inositol 3-phosphatidyltransferase activity
Source: RefSeq, a predicted model, not a curated record